Messenger RNA from Huiozyma naganishii CBS 8797, 462 nucleotides. It is a transcript of the gene PIN2, whose product is annotated as Pin2p. Bases 1 to 462 code for a protein of 153 amino acids. The record is from RefSeq and is a predicted model, not a curated record. Gene Ontology annotation, cellular component: plasma membrane; cellular bud neck. NCBI's taxonomy places the organism in Eukaryota, Fungi, Ascomycota, Saccharomycetes, Saccharomycetales, Saccharomycetaceae. The transcript has a single exon.
AUGAGUUAUUCGAAGAGGGGCUGGACGGAUGACAUCAAACAUACCACGAAAUCGUUCCGGAAUUGGCACUCAUGUAUGGCGGACAAACCGUGCAAGAUUAUAGCGAUUGUUGGGAUCUGUCUUGCCGGUGUCUUGUUCCUGUGGCUCAUCGGUGCGUUCAUAACGUGUUGCAACCAAGGUGCUUCUGGUAUAGGCCAAUUCUGCUGCUGGUGUUGUCGGAGCAGCAACAGUGGUGGGACCGCUGCGAUACCGCAGUUCACCAACGCGAGACAGCCACCAAACGUGGUGUACCAGCCCGUGCAACCGCCCGAGCAGUACUUCGAGGACCCGAGGAGAAGUGCUGGCCACGGGGACGCGGAGGAGAUCUUUGAGCUGGAGCAGGACUUCGAUCUGGAGGACCAGCGGCGGAAGAGCAAGAAGAACCAGAGCAGUUACCCUCGAGACGACGAGAUCUUCUACUAA